AUGGGUGUUCAUGUGGUUUCAAAGCUGGAUAACCGCCAGCAUGCGACCUUCGACCUCGAAGUCGCUCAGAAGGAACUAUCGGAGUCUUCAGUAAGAAUUCGCACGCAACUGAUCAGCCUGACUUCAAAUAAUUUGACCUAUGCCCUAAUGGGCGAAUUCUUACAUUGGUGGGACACAUACCCCGUCUCUGAAGACUAUCCUGCGCCAUACAACAACUCCUCGGCAUGGGGCAUCGUCCCAGCCUGGGGCUAUGCAACAGUGGAAGAGACGACCAUCCCAGAAUUAACCAAAGGAACACUUCUUUACGGAUUCUGGCCUACGAGCAGCACACCAACGGAUCUCAAACUGAAAGCCGGCUCACCAGAAGGCCACUGGAUCGAGACCAGCGGCCAUCGACAGCAACUAAUGCCACUGUACAACCGCUACACGGUAACUCCGACAUCUCGCCCAAUCUCCGACCUGACUACGCUCAAUCCCCUUUCAGACUCUGCACGGGAUGAGCUAGACCGCAUGGCCUGGACCGUUCUGUUCAUUGGCGGGGUGGCCGGGUUCGUUCUGAGCGAGUACGUUUUCUCGUUCAACCCACGCCAACCUCCUAUCCAUCCACUGGGGAACCAAGCUGGGUUGCACUGGACCCUGUCCGACGGGGAUUUGUCAUCCGCGGUCGUAGUAAACCUGGCCGCGUCGACUAAAACGGCCCGUGUUUUCUCGUACUACCUGUCGCGGAAGUCGGGUAGUUCGACACCCCUUGGUUUGUUGCAGGUUACAUCAGCUGUGUCACGCGUCGAGGAGGCGGAUCGGAAUCUGUCUGCUUCUGUUCCUUCCAAGGUGGUCGGAUAUGAGAAUAUUGACUCUAAAGAGUCUGCAGAGUGGCUGGCUACCUGCAAGCCUUCGAAAAUUGUUAUCCUCGACUUCGGUGGUCGUGAAAAUGCUCUCAAGGACACAGUUUCCUUGAUCAAGAGUCAUGUUGGGUUACAAUCUUGCGAGGUUGUUAUUGUCCAGGUUGGCAAUGAGCAGAAAGUAUACUCGAUGGAGGAGAUGAUUGCUAGAAGAGCAGCGAUGGAGGAGCUUAGAAAAAUUCAAUUCAACACUUCGGGUGUUCAAGACACGAUACUAGAGUCUGUCGGUCCGGAAGCUUACUUUGCAACGAGAGGUGCACAGUGGGAAAAGUGGCUGGAUGAUCGACACCUGAGCGUACCGGGAAUGCAGAUUGCGUUUGGCAGCGGUGUCUCUGGUGUCUCUGGUGUUGAGGGAGGGUGGGAUAGACUGUGUCAUGGACAAAUAAGAGCUGAAGAGGGAUUGGUCUACAAGAUGCAAUAA
Penicillium egyptiacum is the source of this 1320-nucleotide messenger RNA. The record is from the annotation of a GenBank genome assembly. Lineage: Eukaryota; Fungi; Ascomycota; Eurotiomycetes; Eurotiales; Aspergillaceae.